AUGGCGUCACGACCAGACAUCCACCUCUACACAACACAAACCCCCAACGGGAUAAAAAUUUCCAUCACGCUGGAAGAGCUCGGGUUGCCUUACACAGUCCACAAAAUCGAAAUCAGCAAGAACGUACAAAAGGAGCCUUGGUUCCUUGAAAUCAACCCGAACGGCCGGAUCCCAGCCUUGACUGAUACGUUUACCGAUGGGAAGACGAUAAGGUUGUUUGAGAGUGGUAGUAUCCAGCAGUAUUUGGUGGAUCAGUAUGACAAGGAUUAUAAGAUUAGUUAUCCGAGGGGUACGAGGGAGUACUAUGAGAUGAAUAAUUGGUUGUUCUUUUUGAAUGCUGGGGUUGGUCCGAUGCAAGGCCAAGCGAACCAUUUCAGCAGAUACGCACCAGAGCGCAUCGAGUAUGGUGUUAAGCGCUAUGUGAAUGAGUCGAGGAGGUUGUAUAGUGUGUUGAAUACUCAGCUUGAGAAGUCGACAUCUGGGUAUUUAGUUGGUGAUAAGUGUACGAUUGCGGAUAUUGCACACUGGGGAUGGGUCACUGCGGCAUUCUGGGCCGGCAUUGAUAUUGAUGAAUUCCCAGCGUUGAAAGCUUGGGAUGAUAGGAUGCUUGCUAGGCCAGGUGUUGAGAAGGGCCGUCAUGUUCCAGAUCCGCACCGUAUGAAGGAGCUGAGUAAAGAUCCGAAGGAGAUGAAGGAGCAGGCUGAAAAGAGUCGAGCUUGGGUGCAGCAAGGCAUGGCAGCUGAUGCGAAGAAGUGA
Hyaloscypha bicolor E is the source of this 756-nucleotide messenger RNA. RefSeq names its product glutathione S-transferase. The record is from RefSeq and is a predicted model, not a curated record. NCBI's taxonomy places the organism in Eukaryota, Fungi, Ascomycota, Leotiomycetes, Helotiales, Hyaloscyphaceae. The coding region runs from base 1 to 756 and encodes 251 amino acids. The transcript is spliced from 3 exons.